Strongylocentrotus purpuratus (purple sea urchin) is the source of this 825-nucleotide messenger RNA. Its product is annotated as G-protein coupled receptor moody-like. NCBI's taxonomy places the organism in Eukaryota, Metazoa, Echinodermata, Echinoidea, Camarodonta, Strongylocentrotidae. The coding region runs from base 1 to 825 and encodes 274 amino acids. Gene Ontology annotation, biological process: G protein-coupled receptor signaling pathway. Gene Ontology annotation, cellular component: membrane. The transcript has 2 exons. Gene Ontology annotation, molecular function: G protein-coupled receptor activity. The record is from RefSeq and is a predicted model, not a curated record.
AUGGACACCCAAACUGUAAACCUGGAAGGUACUACAUCUAUGGAACCACCUGAAGGCACAUCCUUUGUUUAUGAUACUAGGAGCCAAUUAGCUGUAAUCGUUGGUUCUUUACUCAUUAUCAUAGGAAUACUUGGUUCCUUUGGAAACCUGAUGGUCAUUCUGGCCGUCUCCCUCUGCCGAAAUCUGCAAAACAAAACCCAUGUGUUUGUGGUGAGCCUCAGCGUCGCUGAUUUUAUCACGGCACUGACCCUUCCAUUUCAAGGUUUCUCAGUGCUCUCUGAGACUGGAUGGCCUUUUGGCAAUGGGUUGUGCAAACUGUUUGGAGCCUUGCUUAUUUUUACGUUAGCAGUCAACUUCUUUACUUUGGCUGCAAUAGCGGUUGACCGUUACAUCCACAUCACGAAGAGUAUCAGACUGCAACAGAAGAUCUACACUCGCAGUAGCAUUGCUAUCAUGGUAGCAUUCCUGUGGCUUUUUCCCUUCCUGGGGAUGGUUGUACCACAGCUAAUUCCUGCAACAGGUGGUAUAAAGUAUAGUCCUGACACGAGGACCUGUGGUUGGGACUUUGGGCAUCCCAUGCAUGGAGUGUUUCGAAACAUAACCUCAGCAUGCGCCAUGUUUUGCACCGCCCUGAUCAUCUUCUGCUAUGUUGCCAUCAUGCUCUAUGUCCGGAGGCAUAUCAGAGAGACAAGGGACAUACUGAGGGUAUCUUCUGGCAAUAUCAACAACCUAGUGGCAUCACCUACUGGAUCAAGUAAGAUGCAGAUUGACAUCACCAAGAACAUGGCGGCUUGCCCUAGACUUGCCCCACACAGCAACAAAUAA